AAUCUCAUGCAAUACUUAGUCAUCUAAUUAAAUAGUGGACGCAGGUGUUCUCGGUUGCCAGGCAACCGCCGGACAACGACAGCCCUGUCUCCAAGCGUGUGGUCGCCAAGUGGAAAAUCUAGAGUUGAGUGAUAAAAUAAUAUAAAAAAUUGAAAUGGACCGAUACCGACGCCAGGUUAGACUCCGUCGUGACAGUGGCUUCCCCAAAAAAAGAGACACUCCACUGAAACCGACACGCUGGAGGCGAGACCGAAAUAGGAGACUUCUUCCGAACAAACAUUUUGACACUUUAGUGGAGGAAUGUGAAGAUGGUGGCACGAGUUUCUCCACAGGUCGACGCGCAGGCGCAGUGUUGGCCAACACUGCGCCUCUCCAUCGCGUUUCAGUGUCAUGCUUUAAACCUUGUAAAAAAACUGCAACUCCUAUUAACCGUCAAAAAAUUUUGCAAACAAGCAAUGCAAGCAAUAAAGCUUCUCCAAUACUUCAGUCUUUUGGAGCUGGAGACACUCCAGAAAGUGUCACAUCUUUUGUCAUGGAAACAAGCUCAACGUCUAACUCAGAGGAGCAUGGCGACAGCAGAUCCUCCUCUACCUCGACAAACCUAAGCAGUUAUCCCUCCCCAGAGAUUUUCAGAAGAGAAGCAGUGGAAACACAGACUUUCCUUAAUGGAGAGGAGAUGCUUGGGAUUAUCUGUAAUGUUAAAAACUCUACCCUGCUGGAUGAAAGCCAUUCAAAGAGCAUCCACACGUAUCAUCCACCCAACAUGUCCACUAUUAUAGAUGUAUCCACACACGUUGCUGAAAAGAACAGUGAGAGCAGCUACCAGAAGGAAACUCACACUGAAAAUAAAUCUCAGGAGAUGAAACCUGCACAAGAUUUUGUUGGGAGAAGGCCCAUAGUGUGCAGAAAAAGGGUAUCAUUCAAAAGCCCGGUCAUUUCUGAGCCUCUGAAAGAAAAACAUGCUCCAUCACCUUCAGGCAUAAAUGACACCAUCCGGAAACUAUCCCGAGUUUCUGAGCGGACGAAACCAGAUGCACAGACGCCCAAAAUGGAUGAAAUCAGCUCUAAAAAAGAAAUAACGGUGACCCCAAAAAGGCCUGUUGAGACUGAGAAAACCAUGUUCUUUGACUUUACCAGCAACGCUGACAUGGAUGCUCUCUUUCAGAACAUGAGAGAUAGAAGUGCAAAACUUAGGUGCUCAUUUUAUUUUCCUUUUACUGUAGGCACCCAAAGCCCUCUGCGUAAUAAAAGCAGAUCUGAGUUAACCUGAAGUUAACUCUGAUACUACAGUGUACAGUUGCACAACAUAGUUUUUGCCUAAAUGACAAUAUAAAAACAUGAUUGGAACGAACAUGCUCUCUGUGAGAAAUGACUCUGACUUUAGAAGACAUGGAUAAAUUAAUAAAACAAAUACAAUGGCAAAUAAAGAGAACUAGCUCAUAAAUUAGUUUGAUAUAAAACAUGAAUGCCUUCAAAACAGUAAAUGUUUGUAUUUUCUUUUUCAGUAUAGGACAUCAAGAAAAUAAACAUACUAAUAAGAGUUUUUAAACCUUAUAAAACUAUACAAGAUGUGGGUAUAUUUUAAUAUGUAAUGUGUGUUUCUAUAGCUUUGUUUCUUCUGUAACCUCUUUUAAUGUAUCUGCAUAUUAUAUAAAGCAAAAACAAUGUUAGAGCCUGUAUUUUUAAUGUUUGCAUGUAAUCCAAAUGUGUUGUGAAUGUUGAACACUAGGUGGCGCAUCUGUAUCAGUUUUCUUGUCCUCUUUAAAAAAUAAAAAUAAAUAUAACACGUGUUAAACGUA
Oryzias latipes (Japanese medaka) is the source of this 1799-nucleotide messenger RNA. RefSeq lists its product as uncharacterized. The record is from RefSeq and is a predicted model, not a curated record. Lineage: Eukaryota; Metazoa; Chordata; Actinopteri; Beloniformes; Adrianichthyidae.